Plodia interpunctella (Indianmeal moth) is the source of this 7809-nucleotide messenger RNA. It is a transcript of the gene Tao, whose product is annotated as Tao. The coding region runs from base 409 to 3432 and encodes 1007 amino acids. NCBI's taxonomy places the organism in Eukaryota, Metazoa, Arthropoda, Insecta, Lepidoptera, Pyralidae. The record is from RefSeq and is a predicted model, not a curated record. Gene Ontology annotation, biological process: protein phosphorylation. Gene Ontology annotation, molecular function: ATP binding; protein serine/threonine kinase activity. The transcript has 20 exons. Gene Ontology annotation, cellular component: cytoplasm.
UGUCUGUGGCAUGCUUAGAUCCCUUUGCCUUUCCAUAUGGAUAAACUAAACCAAAAAAAAAUGUCUGUGGUAUGAUGUCUGAUGUCGUCUCUCUGUGUCUGUGAACGAGAAAGUUGUAAAUAAUUUUCUCUAGAAAUCUUAAUAUGUUUCUUUAUUUCAAGGAUAUAAAAUAAAUAUAGUGUAAUCGUAAUUGUGAAGUGAUUUUUGAAUGUGAUGGAUAGACAUAAAUGUUGUGUCCUAUGAAACAAAAAACUAUCAGUGCGCACGAUACCCCAACGCCAUUUUGAGGCGAAAUAUUGUGUAUAGCGGGUGCCGCAGAGGAUGGCCCGGGGUGACGGGAGCAUUCUACAUAACUGACGGACGCUGCCGGCUUACAGCUGGCGCUAGCAUUCAUUUUUUUAGAUCAAAAUGCCAAGGCCCGGCAGCCUGAAGGACCCAGACAUCGCUGAGCUAUUUAGCAAACAUGACCCAGAGAAGAUCUUUGAGGAUCUGCGAGAGAUCGGCCAUGGAUCCUUCGGUGCGGUGUACUACGCUCGCUGCAAUCUCAACAAAGAGAUUGUGGCCAUCAAAAAGAUGUCGUACUUGGGCAAGCAGAGCGAGGAGAAGUGGCAAGAUAUUUUGAAGGAAAUUAAAUUCCUCAAGCAACUGGAACACCCAAACACCAUAGAGUAUAAAGGAUGCUACAAAAGAGAACAUACAGCAUGGCUGGUUAUGGAGUAUUGUGUUGGGUCUGCAUCCGAUAUCAUAGAGGUCCACAAACGGCCACUGCGCGAGGAAGAAAUAGCCGCGAUAUGUGAAGGCGUUGUUUGCGGGCUCUCCUACCUCCACAGCCUUGGCCGCAUCCACCGGGACAUCAAAGCGGGGAAUAUUCUCCUCACGGAGAACGGGACAGUGAAGCUGGCUGACUUCGGCAGCGCUAGUAUCAAGUGUCCCGCGAAUAGUUUCGUGGGGACGCCGUAUUGGAUGGCGCCUGAAGUUAUAUUGGCUAUGGAUGAAGGGCAGUAUGAUGGGAAGGUGGAUGUGUGGUCGCUAGGUAUUACUUGUAUUGAGCUAGCCGAGCGGAAGCCGCCAUAUUUCAAUAUGAACGCGAUGUCUGCGCUUUACCACAUAGCACAGAAUGACUCUCCGACAUUACAAUAUUUACAGGCGCCAGAAUGGACUGAUACGUUCCGUUACUUCGUCGAGGCUUGCCUACAGAAGAAUCCUCAAGAGCGCCCGUCGUCGACCAAGCUCCUGUCCCACCCGUUCAUCACUCGGCCGCGAUCUCCUCACGUAUUGGUGGACCUCAUCCAGAGGACUAAGGCGGCGGUCAGAGAUUUAGACAAUCUCAACUAUAGGAAGAUGAAGAAGAUACUCAUGGUUGAUGCGGACAAUGAAAGUGCUAUUGGUGACAGCGAGGAAACGGCAGAGGAGCGUUCGGGCGGCGACAGCUCCAAGUCGAACUCGGCCACGUCCGAGCACAGCGCCGCCGGCGCCUCCAGCCAGAGCUCGUCUUCCGGCAGCUUGCGGCGCAGGCCUCUCCCGAUCAAUGCCAACCACCACAACCAACACCAGCCGCCGCAGCAGCAGUACCAGCAUCACAACCACCAGCAUACGUCGCAUACCUCCAGAAGUCGCAAACGCAAGUUUUACUCAUGUUGCUGUUUCGUACCCAGACAGAGCGAAAGUCCUUUGCCAGUUCACGAUGAUUACGUGAAUCGGGACGCGCUGCGGGAAUAUGCGAAUCGGGACUCCCUUUGCGACGACUACGGAGACGACUACGCUAAUAGAGACGCGAUUCGAGAGGCCCAGAGGGAGCGUGAGAGGGAACGGCAGGCGAACGACUUCCGCGAAUAUGUCAACGCGCCUUCCACGUGGCAGGAUAGCGGGGACGAUAAUAGGAAUACACAUGGACGGCAGACUCAUAGAAGUAUAAGCAAUAACGCAGCGGCGAUGUCUUUAGUCUCUGAACACGGAGCAAAUAAUUUUGCGACGAUACGAACAACUAGCAUUGUCACCAAGCAACAGAAAGAGCACAAUCAGGAGAUGCACGAACAAAUGUCCGGGUACAAGCGAAUGCGGCGUGAACAUCAAGCUGCUUUGCUGAAAUUGGAAGAGCGAUGCAAAGCGGACAUGGACGCACACAAACUGCAGCUCGAUCGGGAAUACGAUGCACUGUUGUUGCAGCUCUCACGCGAACUGGAAAGGCUACAGACGAAACACGCGCAAGAACUAGAGCGGAAGCAGAAGCAGACCGCGGCGGCGGAGAAGAAGCUGAUAAAGGACAUCACCGCGAAGCAAGAGCAGGACCGCAAAAACUUCGAAGCUCAUCGCAAGCGCGAAUAUAAGGCCAACAAGGAGCGAUGGAAAAAGGAACUGAGUAUGGACGACGCCACGCCGAAACGGCAGAGAGACGCCACGUUACAAUCGCAGAAAGACAACUUGAAGCAAGCGGAAGCGGCAGAAGAAGCUCGACUGCUGCGCUCGCAGCGGGAGUACCUCGAGCUGGAGCUGCGGCGGUUCCGGCGGCGCCGCAUGCUGGCCGCGCACCACAAGCAGCAGGAGCUGUGUAGGGAGGAACUAAACAAGCGACAGCAACAGUUAGAACAAGCGCACGCGAUGCUGCUCCGGCAUCACGAGAAGACGCAGGAACUCGAGUAUCGUCAGCAGAAAGGAGUGCAUGCGCUUAGAGAGGAGCAGCUGUCGAACCAGCACGCGACGGAGCUCGCCAACCAGCGCGAGUACAUGCAGCGCGCGGAGCACGAGCUGCGGAAGAAGCACGCGCUGCAGCUCAAGCAGCAGCCCAAGAGUCUCAAGCAAAAAGAAAUGCAGAUACGCAAGCAGUUUCGCGAGACGUGCAAGAUCCAAACGCGGCAGUACAAGGCGCUCAAAGCGCAGAUACUGCAGAUGACAGCCAAGGAACAGCAAAAGGAAGUGAUAAAGACACUGAAGGACGAGAAGCGGCGCAAGCUGGUGCUGCUGGGAGAACAGUACGACCAGAGCAUCUCCGACAUGCUGCAGAAGCAGACCGUGCGUCUGGACGAGAGUCAGAUGAUGGAGUGCCAGCAGCUGAAGAUGCAGCUGGAGCACGAGCUGGACAUGCUGACGGCGUACCAGAGCAAGAGCAAGAUGCAGGCGGAGGCGCAGCGCAGCCGCGAGCGCCGCGAGCUGGAGGAGCGCGUCGCCGUGCGCCGCGCGCUGCUCGACCAGAAGAUGGAGUCGGAGUCGGCGCAGUUCGUGUCGGAGCGCGCGGAGCGCACGCGCGCGCUGCACGAGCGUCACCAGCGCGAGCUCGACCACUUCGACGCCGAGAGCGCCAGGCUCGGCUUCAGCGCGAUGGCGAUCGCCGAGGGCAGCCGGGAGUACGGAGAAGAGGAACAAUCGCUGUCCGGGUCGAUGCUGUCGCUGGCCCACAGCAACUCCUCCGCCAGCUUCCCCGCCGGCUCCCUGUAGUGACGCACUCUUCUUAUGCUGUUGCCUGCUCUCUCACUCAUCACUACAAGCAUACUAGUAAUCUCGCAUGAGUUAACCCUAAUUUUCAUUACGAAACUUGUCGCAGAAAAAUAAUAACGGGACUUGUAUAUUGUAAUGACAAUUUGACUUGAAUAACAAUGUAAGAGUAUCUAGCCGUGGCGCAAUCUGUCGCGCAAUUAGAGAGGUUUACAAUGGAAUAUUUAGGACUUCCUUUUCUAUUACUGUGCAUCCCUUUCUCGACACAUUGCUAGUGAGUAUGUAGUCGCAUUAUUUGGUACUGUUACAAAACAUUGAUGCGUUUGUUAUGUCAUACCAGUUUUUGUCGCAAAUUGACGACGUAUCAUCGUACAAGACAUAUUGUGACCGAGUAGUAUUUUUCAUCAGCGAAAUAUUACUAUCUAAAUGUUUAUUUUAAUCAUAUUAAAAAAUCCAAGGAUAUGUUGGGCUAAAUCGCCAAUAUGGGUUCGACAAAUUAACAAAUUUCAAGAUUCUGAAAGGGAAAUCCGAAUGCUAAGGGUCCAAUACACGUCUCCCAAUAUUUUAGUGCACAUACAUAAGUUUCUAAAAAUGUUAAAUUGAUAAGGACCUUAAUAACACGGAUCACAGAAAACAUGGAAAUGUGAAGUAGGCGUGGCUACUGUGUCAAUAUUAGCGAAUAAUCGCUGACAUCAAAGUCCAAAAAUUAUAGUAGGAUAAGAAAUCUUAAGAAUGGAGGUGUUUCAUACCACAGGAGAAUAUAGUUUACCUCAAAAAUCAUAAAUUUUUAUUAAUUAGCUAAUGUUUCUUUUUGCUUUAUUACUACCGCCGUCUAGCGUGGAGUAUAUCAUACUUUGUUAGCUAUAGCAAAGUAAAGUUUUGUACAGAGUGAAGGCGUAUUUUAGCUUAGCAGUCUUUUUUGAUUAGGGCGAUUUUGGGUUAAAUAUAUGCUACCAAUCAAAUCUAAUGUUUACUUGUAUAUAGUGCACUAUUUUAUUUUACCGUUGGACGUGUGCAUUUGGCGACACCUGUACUGUAAGUAAGUUAGUCUUAUGACACUUCGAUGUUUUCUGUAUUCCGUGCUCAGUAACAAUGGCAAUCAGUGAAUUUGAAACUGAAUAUUCAGAGAAUUUAUUCAAUGAAAUUUGCUAACUAUUUUACAUUCUCAACAUGUUAAAUUCUAGCUAAAAUUGUGCUACUCUGGAAAAAUAAAAGUAAGAAAAAACAGUAUAUAAUUAUAUUUCUUAAUUGCACCUAUGCAUGCCUUGUAGUAUCUUGCCAACCAUUGAAGCUACAGCGUGUGUAUAUGAACAUAUAUUUUUAUAUAAGUUUUCAACAAAUUAUAUUUAGUAGGUUACAUAUAAAAUAAACAAUCCAUUAUAUUAGUGUUUGGCAACAGCAUUCGAUUUAUAUUUCCAAUUAUUUCUGAGUACUGAGACUGUACAGCCCUCCCGUGGUACCAGUCUUGGCGGUAAAAGAACCACUAAUUUAUGACAUAAACUUUAAUUUAAAUAUAGUUCACAAAAAGUCCUAAUUUGAAGCGACAAAAUUAUUAUAAUUAUUCUUUCAUAAAGAUGUUCUAGAUGUCAAUAAAGAUUAAAGGUUCUAGAAAUGUAGAAAUACAAUCGGGCGAGAGCUUGCAGGUAUUUGUUUUUGUAAUUAAGAUAUUUUGUUGUCUUCCAAUCGUGCGUCAGUAUUGAAGAGCGGGGGGGGCAUUUCCUAUUCUACACUACUAAGUUUAUUGCACUCCAUAAUAAUUUAUAAUGUGCGGUCGGGCCGAUUGUGAGUGGUACUGGUACCAGGUACUGUAAUUAAAGUAAGUCGGUCCACUGCUUGAACAAACUUCAAUGUGUGUCUGGUGUUUCCGCUUUUGUAACUUAUUUAAAAUGCAAUCGUUUUGGGCAUUACUUUUCAAUAAUUAGUAUGUUCGAAUCUUAUUUUAAUUUAUCACAAACACGCUUUAAACUUCAUGAAAUCCCAGAGACAUAUUGUUGCAAAUAUAUUUGUAUGCUAACGUGGAAUUCAAAGGUCGUGUUGAUAGUGUGGUCGUGGAUGUGAGAAUGGGACGCUUUUCUAUUACCUAGUUAUUUAACUCGAGUGUGGCCCUGUUCUGUCAGCAAUAAAGUAUUCAUUGCAUCAUCAUUCAAAUAUUGAAAACUUGUGAACAAAAGAUCAGUUAGAGAGUGAAAUUAGUGUAAGCAAACAAGAAUGUUAGGCCGUCCAUCCUUAAAAAAAGUAAAAUAAAACAGCAGUAAAAAAAUGGCAGAACAGGAGCCAGUAGAGGCAUGAUUAUAACUAAAGGCUUAAAUAAAAACUAGUAUUCUUGAUCUACUCUUGUAUAAUAUGUAGUUUAUCAUAAGUUUAGUGAUUUUAGCUAAUUUUUCAUCUUGAUACUCUGUCGGAACAAGAUUGAAAAAUUGAAAUUUGAAAAUACGGAGUCGUGAAAAUGAUAUUGUAAGGUAUCGAGAGUAGCGCAGAAGUAUGCUCAUACAGCGCCCCGCGCCGCCGCUCCGCCACUCAGCAUUACACAGUAGAUAGUCAAAAUUCUAAUUCAUAUCAUUAGUUUUUACUUUAGGAAAAAUGGUUUCGUGUGUAAAUUUAUUUUAGUUACGAAUUGGACUGUAUUUGUUUGGCCUAGAAUUUCGUUCAUAUAUUGAUUGUUAAAAGUUUAUCACACGAAUUGAAACUGUGUUUUUUCUCGUGGAGCAUGCUUAAUAAAUUGUUACAAAAAAAUGCAGGUGCUGUUAUUGUGUGACCGACUGCCAAUUAUAUUUUGUAAAUAUAAUAAAUUAUAUAUAGUAUCGUAUGUGUAUGUAUUAGCAAGAACACAAUUUGCCUUAAAUUACGGUGUCGCGUGGGGCGCGGCGUUUUGUAUAUAAAGAACAAUAAUAUAUAAUUAACUAUUAUACAUAGUUUGUUACAUUUUGUAAGGUGCGUUAUUCGUGUAAAUUAGAAGUGCGGCGAGACCUCUGUUCGAAUUUGAGGUCUACUACUAUGUGCUAUUUUUCUUUACUUUUUAGAGUCCUAAUACACUAUUUGUGUUGUCAAAUAAGCUUACCAGUCAUGUAUAGACUAUUAUAUAUAUGUUAUUUAAUUUAACGCCGAAAAUAGUCAUAAAUAUCCAAAUUUAGUUUAUGGUAUUUUUUAAAUUAAUUUUAUCUUCCAAUAUCACAUUGCUUGUAAGCAUCACAUAAUGUGAUCGUAUAGUGUCGAGUACGCGAUAUUCAGACAGAAUAUCGCGGUUUCAUGAUCUAAAGAUUAGUUGUAAAAUGUGAAGUUGGUCAAAAUUGUAGUUAUUUUUCAUAGAUAUCGGUACAUAAUGUCAAUCGAUUGCGUAGUGAUAACGUUUGAUGUCAUUGUGCUUCGCGACGUUGAAGUAGCUCCAUGAUUUCCUCCUAACUGACCAAAUAAAUGACAAUAAUUUCUAGACACAGCCUAACUCGACUCGUCAUCCUGUCACUGUACAUACAUUUCAGGCCCCAAUGUGCGGAGAGCGAGCGAUGAUCAUUGUCUAUGGUUAUUUAUAUUUAAAUAAAAGCGUUUUUAUUUCUUCACAAUCUUUCAUAGAUCUGAUGCCGCAUAAUAAUGAAGCGAAAAACAGUAACUAUAAAUUUCUUGAAACUGUAUCUAGAAAUAACAUUCUGGACACGUCUAACGCGAUUUUGACACUGCUUAAUUAACGAGCAUCGCUGCGCUCUACAAAGAUAGCAAUACCUGGAACCGAGGCACUAUGGAAUUGAAUAUGUGAGCUGUACGUUCGCUUGCAUGCAAUAAUGGUCGGUACUUAACGUUAGGCGCGUAGUAUUUCGCUCGCUAUUAGUCUCUGCCCACCGCCGCAGUCAUCUAGUUCGUUAGAUCUUCUACUACAAAGUAUUAUGGAGGAUAUUUAUUGUAAAUUAAUUUAUUAUCGACACGCGUACGACUGCAGCGGCCAGGCGCGAGUAGUGCGUAGGCGAAACUCCCAACUCCCACCAUUUAGCAGUCUAGUUAGUUCACCCUUCAAACUUUUCGACCGGCAAAAUAAUUAUUACGAUAUAGAAGUACCAAACUCGUAGUUAGAGAUCACGUAUUAUGUACAUUACAUUGUACUAAAUGAUUUUUAUAUUUUACCAUUGUAUAGUCGUUUAUCACCGAUAAGUAGUUAGCAAUAUUGUGACAGAGGUAUGACAAGGUGCGCGGCCGCCAGCGCCGACGUUUUUAUUAUUAUUUGCGACUGUUAGCGGCCCGCUCAGUGCACCGUUGUUGUUUUCUUUUAUUUUUUGUUAUAUAUUUAAAUAACACAAUCGACUUGUAGUUUUAAUAAUAUUAUCAUAAUUAUUAUAUUGUAAUAUAAUCUUAUUAAUGAAAAAAUCAAACUGAAAAUAAAUAAAAUAGAAUGAA